AUGCACGGAAGGCAGCUGCGCGUCGCCUACCAGGGUUCCUGGCUCCCGGGUGCCUACAGCGAGGCGGCGGCGGCCAAGGCCUACCCAUUCUGCGACGCCAUCCCCUGCGACCAGUUCGAGGUGGCCUUUCAGGCCGUGGAGCUCUGGAUCGCCGACCGCGCCGUCUUCCCCGUCGAGAACUCCCGCGCCGUCGUGCCCGUCGAGCAUCCCUGGGAGCUCACCCUCAACGCCAUGGGCCUCAACGUCGCCCGCGAGGCCUUCGACGACACCGCGGCCGCCGCCGAGCACGUCGUCGCCGCGGGGCUCCGGGACACCGCCGCCAUCGCAUCCUCCCGCGCCGCCGACCUGUACGGGCUCCAGGUGCUCGCCGACGGCAUACAGGACGACGCCGGGAACGUGACGCGGUUCGUGAUGCUGGCGCGGGAGCCCAUCAUCCCGCGAACGGACCGGCCCUUCAAGACGAGCAUCGUGUUCGCGCACGACAGGGAGGGGACGUCGGUGCUGUUCGGUGCUGUCGGCCUCGCGUUUCGGGACAUCAGCCUGACCAAGAUCGAGAGCCGGCCACACCGCUCUUCUGAACUGAAGAGAGGGGAGAUGGGGAGAGAGAGGAGGGGUGGGUUGGACUGACAUGUGGGGCCCACGUGGGCCCACCAUUUUUAUUAUUUUCUAUGUGAGACGGACAUGUGGGUCCCACAGGUAUUAUUAUUUUUCUGGAUGAAUUGCCACGUAAGCACCACGUCAAUGCCACGUCAGAUGAAGACCGAGUCAAAUUAGCCACGUAGGCAUCACAUCAUCCAAAACCGCCCUCAAAAUCGCCGAGGGACUUAAUCUGCACCGGUUUUGAUAGUUGAAAGACCUGUUGUGUCUGGUUUUCUGGUUGAGGGACGAAAAUCGAAUUCGUUGACAAGUUAAGGGACCUCAU
Oryza sativa Japonica Group (Japanese rice) is the source of this 922-nucleotide messenger RNA. RefSeq names its product arogenate dehydratase 3. Gene Ontology annotation, molecular function: arogenate dehydratase activity; prephenate dehydratase activity. The record is from RefSeq and is a predicted model, not a curated record. Gene Ontology annotation, cellular component: cytoplasm; chloroplast. Gene Ontology annotation, biological process: L-phenylalanine biosynthetic process. NCBI's taxonomy places the organism in Eukaryota, Viridiplantae, Streptophyta, Magnoliopsida, Poales, Poaceae.